GGAUUCCAGGGCAUUGCUGGAGAGCCAGGUCUAGAUGGCCGUUCAGGCCCUCUGGUGAGUCUAGCAUGAGUAGACAGCACUAUUGCAACCAAUACUGAUUUAGUGUUGGGUACUUCGGCCAUCAUCACACACAGAGUGCAGUGUGACUGACUACUGUAUCACUGGCAGGGCCCACCUGGACGGACAGGACCAACAGGUAUCCCUGGGCCACCGGGAGAGAGGGUGAGUGACACAUUUAACAUGGAUGUGAGUGAUGUGAUUCUCAAAUAGGACAGCUUUGAACCGUGUGUGUGUGUGUGUCGCUGUCUCUCUGCAUCAGGGCUUCACCGGGAAGGAAGGUGUGGAGGGACCCCAGGGGCCAGUAGGCAUGUAUGUAAGUGAUGCUUCUGUAGGGCCUACAGGGCAAGGGGUUUGACCAACACACUGACAAUGUCUCUGUUUGGUCUUUUGACUCAUGACACUCUGCCAUGCCAUCCUGUGUGUGCAACUUUGCUUUUUUAUAUUACCAGUCCUGUGUUUCUCGUCCCCCAGGGUUUUCCGGGAAGCGUGGGAAUGCGUGGCACAAAUGGUCACAUCGGAGAUAGGGUAAGGACACGGCAUAUGAGUUAUGUAAUCAGUGGACAUUAUUCCAAACGGCCAUCCCAGACCUGUGGGCCUCAAUUUAUACCAACAGCAUCACAAGUUUCUAUGUGUAUUUCCUUUCAAAUGUGUUGGUGUGGUGGACUGUGUGUUGAUGUCCCAGGGGGAGAAUGGUGUGAGAGGCCUGCCUGGUCUUACUGGGAAGCCUGGAUCUCCAGUAAGUAACUGUGCUGUCAUUAAAAAGUCCACAUACAGUAUGUGACAAGUCCUUGUAGACAACUUCAUUGAGUGUGGCCUUAGUUUGAAUGAUGGGUGUAUUGAGCCUGUACUGACUGUGCUAUAUUUUAUAGGGUUUAUCAGGACCUCCUGGGGAGAGAGGCCCUCCAGGACCUCAGGUGAGAUCAAAUGGAAUCAUAUACCAGAACUACAUUUCCUAAAUAACUCCUUUGAAAAAUCAAUCUAAACAUACCAGAACUACAUUUCCUAAAUAUCUCCUUAGAAAAAUCAAUCUGCAAUGUGGCUGUAUUUUGUAGUCCAUGUUUUUCAAUGAUGUCUCUGGGUUUUCUUCUCAGGGUCGGCUAGGGGAUCUGGGACACACAGGGCUAGAGGGCCCACAGGUGAGUUACAGCAGAGCAGGCCUUUUCACUACUCCCUCAGCAGCCAAAUGUUCUUACAGAUCCAUGCUCUAUACACUGUCAAUAUAUAGUUAGUCUUGCUUGGCUAGAGCAAUGAUGUAGACACAAUACACAAUGGGAACAAGACUAAUAGAUUAAGCUACUCACCUGUCUAUGUGUUCCAGGGCCCCACGGGUCUGCAGGGCUCAGAUGGAGCCACAGGGAAGCCAGGACCCAGGGGAAGCAGGGGGCCUCCGGGGCCACAAGGCCCUGAUGGACCAGCAGGAAUCCCAGUGGGUACUACUUUCCAGACGCUGCUCUCUUGUCCUCUAAACAAAAUCUGAGGACUGUAAUCUCUGUACACACUAAAAAGUGUGUAAUGGUUCUAUAUAGUGCAAAUCAGGGUUAUUUGGCUUGUCACCAUAGCGGAUCCCUUUUUGAUGGUAUGUAGAACCCUUUUUUGGUUCUAUAAAAAAAGAUGCUCAUAAAGUUUUAAAUGGAAACCUUUAUGGUGCUAUAAAGAACCCUUUCCUAAGGUUAUACAAAGAACCAUUCAAAAAAGGUUAUUUAAAGAAUCAAAAAGGGUUGUGACCAUAGCGGAACCCUUUCUGGUGCUUUAAAUAACCUUUUUUGAAUGGUUCUUUGUAGAACCUUUAUGGAGAAUGGUUCUAUAAAGAACCUUUCUCAAUCUCAAUGGUUCUACAAAUAACUUUUUAAACAUCCAUACAGGGUUUUUUUGCUGGUUAGCCAUAUUAUAUUGUUAAAAUUCCAUAGGUGUCUGGAACGGCUGGGGGUCCCUGAGGAGAGAAUUGAGAACCACUGAUUUAGUCAACAGUUCUCAAUUGACACAAGGCCUUACGUGAGUCUUUCACAAGACACUGUUACUGGCCAUACUCAUAUUUAACAUGUAAUGACAUAACACAACAGAUCAACUGGAAUUACACUCUCACUCACGGUUUCACAAAAAGAUCUGUGAGCAAAUCGGGCCCCAAAAUAUUCUAAUGAACCGCCGCCCCUACAUUUUGAUUAUCACUCAAAGAUGAAAGAACCCUUUUCUGAAUGGCAAAUAACCAUUGCAGGGCUCAAAGGGUUCUUUGAGUCAUUAUGGUUCCACAUAAAACCAUCUCCCUUACCAAAGAACCCUUAAAGAACCCUAUUUUCUAAGUGUGUAGAACCUGUAUAAAACCUCCUAAACUCCUAGAACAUGGGACAUUGAGUCUCUGAUGCCUGUUGGAUGCAUUUUAUGUCAGGGUUCAGUGGGUGAAAUCAAUCAAUUUAUUAGUAAUUUAUUACAUGGCUUACGAUUCGUAGCCCAUUGGAUGCUUAGUUGGCAUGGUUUGGGAUGCCAAGCACAGCCCUUUAGCUUGGACAUUUAUAUUCGUCAUUGUCUCAGUUGUAAACAUGUAUAUAUUCUUAUUUAUUUUGUAUUAUUAUUGUUUCAUUCACACCUGCACUGUUGGAGCUCGGAGCUUAAGAAUUUCACUAUACAGUGCAACUACAUCUGCGACCCUGUGCAUGUGACUAAAUAAAAUUGGAAUCUAAAAAUCUAAUCUGUGUUCCAUUGUGAUGCUGUGUUGUCCACCAUUUUAAACCCUAUGUGGUCCAUCCUCAGGGAAUGACAGGUGCUGGUGGACUAAUUGGACCAGCAGGGGAAAGAGGAGAAAUGGUAAGUACAGCAAGUGUAACUCAAUUAUGACAAUGAUAUGUCUAGGGUUGCAAAAUUCUGGUAACUUCCCCAAAAUGUUCCAGGUUUUCAAGAAUCCUGGUUAAUCCUGGUUCCUGCUUAUUCCCUACUGAUUUGGGAAAGUUAGCGCAAUUCUGCACCCCUAAAUACAGUACGUAUAAUCUUGCAAUUUGUGAUGUUCUGUGUGUUAAACCACACUUUUUUGGAACAUCACAGGGUAUGCUGGGACCUUCUGGUGAUCUUGGUCCUCCUGGACUGGAUGGCGAACAGGUUGGUAGGACACACUCCGAACAGAAACUCUAUGGUCUUAGGCAGGUGAGUUUUCUGACAGUUCUCUUCCAUUUCCUGUUUCCAGGGCACUCCUGGCCAAUCAGGGAUGGAGGGGCCAACAGGAACGAAAGGGGAAAAGGUCGGUGAUAGUGACACAAUGAUGCCUAAACAAACACCUGGAGAUAGAUUUCACCAUCUGUCACUUCUCACUACUUCUUCUUCUUUAACUUUACAUGUAUUUCAGGGGGACCUAGGGCCUUGUGGGAAGCUUGGUCCUCCAGGGCAGCCUGGAGAUCGAGGCCUACAAGGGCUCAAAGGGUUGCAAGGCUCUCCUGGACCAAUGGGAAAAGAGGUGAGCACCGUCACCUGCCUAUGGCAUUGGACAUCUACUGUACCUACCUGAACCAUCACCUGUAGAUUCUCACAUGUGCACCUAGUACACAUCCCUUUACCCAGGGAUCAUACACACAAUCAGACCAUACACAUACAGUAUACUCAGCAGUGUAACUCAAGAGAUGUCUCCUUUGGUUCUCAGGGUGAUGUUGGACCUCUUGGCGAUGCUGGUGGUCCAGGUUCCAAAGGGGAGAAGGUUAACAAACACUGACUUUUUGGCACCCAAUGAUUCACAUAUUUAAGCCAUCAAUAUGAAUGUGCUGUAUGUACAGUAUAUUGCAUAUCUAUUCAUUGAUUAACAUUUGUGCGUUUGACACAAAUUAUUGACAGGGCCAUAUAAGUGUUGGUAGUGGUUACAAACAGGUUGAAAUCUGGUUCAAAUAACAUUAUUAAACACAGGUUGAAAUCUGGUUGCAAUGAUGACAUUACAUCUAAACUAGAUGCCCUCAAUCUCACACAAAUUAUCAAGGAACCUACCAGGUACAACCCUAAAUCCGUUAACAUGGGCACCCUCAUAGAUAUCAUCCUGACUAAUUUACCCUCUAAAUACACCUCCGCUGUCUUCAACCAGGAUCUCAGCGAUCACUGCCUCAUUGCCUGCAUCCGUAAUGGGUCCGCGGUCAAACGACCACCCCUCAUCACUGUCAAACGCUCCCUAAAGCACUUCAGCGAGCAGGCCUUUCUAAUUGACCUGGCCCGGGUAUCCUGGAUGGAUAUUGACCUCAUUCCAUCAGUAGAGGAUGCCUGGUUGUUCUUUAAAAGUGCUUUCCUCUCCAUCUUAAAUAAGCAUGCCCCAUUCACAAAAUGCAGAACUAAGAACAGAUAUAGCCCCUGGUUCACCCCAGACUUGACUCCCCUUGACCAGCACAAAAACAUCCUGUGGCGUACUGCAUUAGCAUCGAACAGCCCCCGCGAUAUGCAACUUUUCAGGGAAGUCAGGAACCAAUAUACACAAUCAGUUAGGAAAGCAAGGGCUAACUUUUUCAAACAGAAAUGUGCAUCCUGUAGCACUAACUCCAAAAAGUUUUGGGACAAUGUAAAGUCCAUGGAGAAUAAGAGCACCUCCUCCCAGCUGCCCACUGCACUGAGGCUAGGAAACACUGUCACUACCGAUAAAUCUACGAUAAUCGAAAAUUUCAACAAGUGUUUUGCUACGGCUGGCCAUGCUUUCCACCUGGCUACCCCUACCCUGGCCACCAGCUCUACACCCUCCGCUGCAACUUGCCCAUGCCCCCCCUGCUUCUCCUUCACCCAAAUUCAGAUAGCUGAUGUUCUGAAAGAGCUGCAAAAUCAGGGUUCAAUUCUCGGGCCGACUCUAUUCUCUGUGUAUAUCAAUGAUGUCGCUCUUGCUGCUGGUGACUCUCAGGUCCACCUCUACGCAGACGACACCAUUUUGUAUACAUCUGGCCCUUCAUUGGACACUGUGUUAACAAACCUCCAAACGAGCUUCAAUGCCAUACAACACUCCUUCCGUGGCCUCCAACUACUCUUAAACGCUAGUAAAACUAAAUGCGUGCUCUUGAAUCGAACGCUGCUUGCACCCGCCUGCCAGACUAGAAUCACUACUCUCGGCGGGUCUGACUUAGAAUAUGUGGACAACUACAAAUACCUAGGUGUCUGGUUAGACCGUAAACUCUCCUUCCAGACUCACAUUAAGCAUCUACAAUCCAAAGUUAAAUCUAGAAUCGGCUUCCUAUUUUGCAACAAAGCCUCCUUCACACAUGCUGCUAAACAUGCCCUCGUAAAACGGACUAUCCUACCGAUCCUUGACUUUGGCGAUGUCAUUUACAAAAUAGCUUCCAACACUCUACUCAGCAAAUUGGAUGUAGUCUAUCACAGUGUCAUCCAUUUUGUCACCAAAGCCCCAUAUACUACCCACCAUUGUGACCUGUACGCUCUCGUUGGCUGGCCCUCACUACAUAUUCGUCGCCAAACCCACUGGCUCCAGGUCAUCUAUAAAUCACUUCUAGGGAAAUCCCCGCCUUAUCUUAGCUCAUUGGUCACCAUAGCAACACCCACCCGUAGUAUGCGUUCCAGCAGGUAUACUGUAUCUCACUGGUCAUCCCCAAAGCCAACACCUCCUUUGGUCGCCAUUCCUUCCAGUUCUCUGCUGCAAAAAAUAUCUGAAGCUGGAGACACUUAUCUCCCUCACUAUCUUUAAGCAUCAGUUGUCAGAGCACCUUACCGAUCACUGCACCUGUACACUGCCCAUCUGUAAUUAGCCCACCCAACUACCUCAUCCCCAUAUUGUUAUUUACAUUGUUAUUUAUUUUGCUCAUUUGCACCCCAGUAUCUCUAUUUGCACAUCAUCUUCUGCACAUCUAUCACUCCAGUGUUAAUACUAAAUUAUAAUUGUAAUUAUUUUGCACUAUGGCCUAUUUAUUGCCUUACCUCCAUAACUUACUACAUUUGCACACACUGUAUAUAGAUUUUCUAUUGUGUUAUUGACUGUACGUUUUGUUUAUUCCAUAUGUAACUCUGUGUUGUUGUUGUUUUUACCGCACUGUUUUGCUUUAUCUUGGCCAGGCCGCAGUUGUAAAUGAGAACAUGUUCUCAACUGGCUUACCUGGUUAAAUAAAGGUGAAAUAAAAAUAAAAUAAAUGAAGUCAUUAUAAACAGGUUAAAAUCUUGUUGACAUAAUGACAUUACAAACAGGUUGAAAUCUGGCUGAAAUAGCAUCAUUACAAACAGGUCGAUUUGUGGUUGAAAUAACCUCAUUACAGACAUUUUAAAAUCUGGUUGAAAUUACGUCAUGGUGAUGUCUGACUGACAUGGUUGUUAUUUGCAGGGUGAUGUGGGUCCUCUGGGGCCCACAGGGCGGGAGGGUCCAUGGGGGGCCCUGGGGGAAAAUGGGGAGAAGGGACCAAAAGGAGAGAAGGGCCACAUCAGACUUAUGGUGAGUGCCCAGAUGCCAAUACAUAAUGAGCUGCACAUUCUAGCUUAUGUCUUGAAACCAUGAAACGGAAUCAACUGAAGUGAUUUUCAAUAUGAUUUUUGAGACGUGGCUUUGGGUGAUCAAUUUGAUGACUGGUACAUCACCUCUGUGCUGUAUCCACCAGGGUCAGCCAGGAUUCAUGGGAGAAAUAGGACCUGCAGGCUUGUCAGGGCUACAGGUGAGUCAUAAAGUGACAUGUUUUUCUCUGACAAGUAUUGACCAGCAUCAUAUACUGUGUAUGUCACUCAAAGUCAAAAUAAAUGUGUUGACAUUAACUCGCAUUGAUCAAUAUCCACUUUUGCACAUAUAUUUCCCAAUAGGUUAGACUUCUCUGCUCUGUUAGGCUCAUUCUCAAUUCAUUUUCCUCACCCACUUUUCUUGCUUCUUUCUCAAAACCCAUUGGAGAAGAAGGCCUGAAGUGAGGGACCUUUAAUCUUCUUCUCCAGUAUGGUUGAGGAGAAAGAAAGGAGAUAGGAUGCAAGGAAUUGGGGAAAUUAAGUUUGAGAUGUGUCACACCCUGGCUCUGGGACUCAUUAUGUUGAGCCAGGGUGUGUGCAGUCUAUGUGUUCAUGUUCUAUGUUGGGUGUCUAGGUUGUCGAUUUCUAUGUUUGGUCUAUGACUCCCAAUCGGAGGUAACGAGUGUCAGCUGUCGGCUCGUUAUCUCUGAUUGGGAGCCAUAUUUAUACUGUGUGUUUUCACCUUGGGGUGGUGGGUUUUUGUUCCUUUACGGUCAUUGUAACUGUGGACUUCAUGUAUCGUUUAUUGUUUUGGCACUGUAGUAUAAUAAAGUCAUCAUGUUCGCUCAACACGCUGCGUAUUGGUCUGCUCCUUUUGAAGACGAUCGUGACAGAAAAACCCACCAUACUACGACCAAGCAGCGUGUCCAGGAACAGGCAGCCUGGACGUGGGAGCAGCGUCGGCGGGACGAGAGGCACCCCCAAGAAAUUUUUAGGGGGGGGCACAGGGCAUGGACGAUGGGGCUAACGGAGGCAGAGAAGGGGCGGAUUCAAAGGGCCACCAGGUUACGGGGGCUACUGGUCAAAGUAGGGAAAGGAGGUGUAGAGGCACGGCGAGAGGUACUGGGGUGUGUUACCAGUCCGGUCCGGCCCGUUCCAGUUCCUGGAGUAGAGCCAGUGGUGUGUGUCCCCAGUACGGUCCGGCCUGUUACGGCCCCUCGCACCAAAUGGACGGUGCGCGUCUCCAGCCCUGCCCGGCCUGUUCCUGCUCUACGCACCAAGGCUACGGUGUGCGUCGACAGUCCUGCCCGGCCUGUUCCUGCUCUACGCACCAAGGCUACGGUGUGCGUCGACAGCCCUGCCCGGCCUGUUCCUGCCACCCGCACCAAGUCUACGGUGUGCGUCGCCAGCCCGACCCGGCCUGUUCCUGCCACUCGCACCAGACCUACGGUGCGCGUCGCCAGCCCGACCCGGCCUGUUCCUGCCACUCGCACCAGACCUACGGUGCGCGUCGCCAGCCCGACCCGGCCUGUUCCUGCCACUCGCACCAAGCCUACGGUGCGCGUCGCCAGCCCGGUCCGGCCUGUUCCUGCCACUCGCACUAAGCCAGGGGUGCGAGAAGUCAGCCUGGUAAGGCCCGUUCCUCCUCCACGCACCAGGCCUACGGGGUGCGUCGUCAGCCCUGUCCGGCUCGUUCCUGCUCUCCGCACCAGGUCUGUGGUGCGCGUCGCCAGCCCAUUCCGGUCCAUUCCUGUUCCAUGCACCAAGCCAGGGGCGCGUGUCGUCAGUCCGGCUCCGGCCAGCGGGGCUAGACAGGACCAGGGGUACUUUGGGGGGGGUAUCGGAGGGUGGUGGUCAAGGCCGGAGCCAGAACCGCCGCCGAGGAGGUAUGCCCGCCCAGCCCUCCCCUGUUUGGGGUUUUUGAGGCGCGGUCGCAGUCCGCGCCUUUAGGGGGGGGUACUGUCACACCCUGGCUCUGGGACUCAUUAUGUUGAGCCAGGGUGUGUGCAGUCUAUGUGUUCAUGUUCUAUGUUGGGUGUCUAGGUUGUCGAUUUCUAUGGAGUUGUUGUCAGGGUGUACAGUGAUCCAUUGGUCCUUUCUGCUUCUUCUCAGGGUAUCAUGGGCCCUAGGGGGCCUCCAGGGCCAGAUGGAUUUCUAGGAGAGAAGGUAAUAACUUGAUUCCCUGGCCUGCACACCAAAUGGAGGAGGAAUUCAGGAUAGGGAAAUUAUAAACGCUUCUAUCGAUAAUUCCCAUCUGUUUUCUCUGUCUCUUUCUCCCCAGGGGGAGUCUGGGCCUACUGGAGCCAUCGGACCUCAAGGCAAACAAGGACCUCCGGUAAGAGUCGCUUCAUAACCUAAUUAUUAUAGUACUGAUACUGUGUGCAUGGUGAAUGGUAUUAUCCAUUUGUCCUUUUGGUCUGAUUUCAUGUUGUCUUGUUGUAUUCUCAGGGGGUGGCUGGAGUUCAAGGGGUCAGAGGUGACACAGGGAAGCCAGGACCACAGGUCAGUGUCUCACUGUCUCUCAGACCACGGGUCUAGUCAAGUCAGCCAUGUUCCCAGUGAUUAUCCUACGAAUAACAUCAUCCAUGUGCUGGUGUGGUUAUCUAUUGCAGGGUCCAGUAGGGAAGGUUGGGCCUGAGGGAGACUUGGGCCAUAAAGGUGAGCCAGGACUAGACGGGGAGAAAGGGGAGGCAGGGGGACCAGGCGAGCCAGGAGAACAGGUGAGCCCAUUCAGUGUUGCAGUCAGUUUGGCCCUUAGGCCCCUAAAGCAAGUCCAAUGUUCAGGGGAAUUAGACAGUACCCCAUUUAACCCCAAUUUCAUGUCUGGUUUAAUUAUGAAUAUCAUUUUCAUAAUAUAUUGUACCAUGCAAUAAAUCAGAAAUAGUCUACAAUAUAUGUUUUUAUUUUGUAAUUGUCUCUCUAGGGGCUUGACGGUCUGCCAGGCAUCAGAGGGCCCCCAGCGCUUCUUGGUUUGGAGGUAAAGAACAGCAACAUCUUAGCCUGGUCCCAGAUCUGUUGGUGUACUUGCCAACUCCAUUUCUCAUUAUCAAGUCAAACAUGUCCGGCACUCAGGCUAGCAAAAUCUUUCCUCAUAGACAUAUCUACCAUUAACUACAUAUUAUAUUAUCCUCUUUGCUUCGGCUUCAUUCUUCCUUGUUUGUUGUUGUCUCCUCUCCCACCACAGGGGCCACAGGGUGAGGUAGGAGCCCAGGGUCCAGAAGGUCCCCUAGGAGCGUUGGUGAGUACACAGACACAGGGGUGGGGCACAGGGAUUCCACAGAUGAUGUAAGUAGUGCACUAUGCUCUUAUAGAAACUGGUUUCAGUCUGGGUUUAUUAUUUCGCUGAUAUUGAUGACCUCAAGCAGUGUCAAAUGGACAUAUUGUGAUGUUGAAAAACUAGCAGCACUACCGGAAGGUCACUGAUAUUUUCUACCCGAUUAUCUUGCUCUGACAUCUGGGAAGUUUCUUUAAGUCAUUCUAUUGUGUUGAAUGUUGCAGGGUGUCAGGGGAAGCCCAGGACCUGAGGGAAAACAGGGACUGAAAGGAGAGAAGGUGAGAUCAGGAUCCUCUGUUUCUCUAUGAUUCUCUUCUUUGUGCUGUGAAACCCAGUCUCAGGUCCUAUAUUCUCCUCACCUCUCUGGGGACACUUGUGCAUACAGAGAGGCUAGAUUAGGUCCCACUGUUUGUUGAUGCUGUGUUUCCUCUACAGGGAGAUGAUGGCAGAGAUGGAUCACCUGGAAAGACAGGUCACAUCGGAAGGAGUGUAAGAGCUCCCUCCUUCAAUCCAUUCAAUUUCACAGUGUAAAUAAAACGGGUGUAUUCUAGAAGAAGAAAAAAAAGUAUUUAUGUUCAUGAAUGAAAGAUGAGGGAUGCAUCCCAAAUGGCACCCUGUUCCCUAAAUACAUGACACCCUAUUCCCUUUAUAGUGCAUUACUUUUGAGUGCACUAUAAAGGGAAUAGGGUGUCAUUUAGGACAUGACCGAGAUGUGUCUGUGUUUUACCCUGUGUGUAUUGCCUCGUUCACCAACAUUAUAAACAUCCACAGGGGAAAAGAGGCAAGGCUGGAAUCAGGGGCACAAGAGGAGAGAGAGGACCAAAGGUCAGAGGUUGGGUGAUGUGAAGGGUCACACACACACACACACACACACAAUCUCUUAACCAUGCUAUAUACUAUACUAUUUCAUGGUGUGCACCAAUGUUUCCUGUCAUUCCUACAGGGAGAGAGGGGAAAUGUGGGAUUGAUUGGUGUUCCAGGAUGGGCGGGGUCUAUAGUAAGUCUAACAGAUUUAUACUCUCAUCAAUUAGGACUGUCGUCAUCCACAUCUCUAUUUCACCAUUUCAUAAUUCAAUCCCAGCCAGGGAUAGUCUCUUAUGUACUUCUCCUUUGUCAGAAGUAUUAUUUGAUUGGAGAAAAGGAUGUUGAAAGCAAUGCAUUGUUACAUGAUGCUUUAGAUCAGCUGAUGAUUGAUAUACAACUGAUGGAUGUCUUUUCUCUCUCAGGGAAUCCCAGGCUUGCGAGGAGACAGGGGGGAUCAGGGUGAAAAGGGGAACGAGGUAUGAAUAGAUCAGGCUGAAUUAUUGAUACUAGUGAAUUUAGAGAGAAGUGAACUGUGAAGACGUAACCCUCUAUGUUCUCUCCCCACAGGGAGAAAUGGGGAACAUAGGGCCGCUCGGUCCGCCAGGGGGUGAUGGCCUAAAGGUACAUUCUGACUUGUGUGAAAAACUGGCAUUCAUAAAAUGUCUCUAGAUCAGCACUCCUACUCUGAGACACUACAAACGAGCCCUGGUGUCAGUUUUAACACCAUAGAAAAACAACAUACUGACAGUUUUGGCAACAUUCCAGAAAUAUGACGUUGCCUAAAAUACUCUGCUGUAAGUAGUAGAUGGGCUGUGACAGACGUAUGUUUUACAGGGUAGUCAGGGUCCUGUUGGGGUGCCAGGACAGACAGACUGACUAACUGUAUAUUUUACAAGGGUAGUCUGGGUCCUGUUGGGGUGCGAGGACAGACAGACUGACUAACUGUAUAUUUUACAGGGUAGUCUAGGUCCUGUUGGGGUACCAGGACAGGCGGGUCCAAAGGGAGAUCAGGUAAAACAACACUAUCUCAACACACCGUUCCUCUCAAAACAUCUAUAGCAAGAACUCUCUAUGAUAACACCAUAUCCACUAGUGACAAUUGCCAAAAGCCAUGAUGAGGCUCAUCAAUCUAAAGUGUUCUAUCAGAGUUUUGGUUUCUUUGUCUUUCUGAAAAGAUUGAUUGAUCACUUUUCAUUAUCUAUUAUUUCCCACCAGGGGAAUAUUGGACCAUCCGGGCCAAGAGGAACACCUGGGAUGCCAGGACUACCUGUAAGUCCCCUUUCUGGAUCAUCUCAGAAAUAUAUUCUCAAGUCCUUUUAAAUCUUCACACAUUUUACAUUUACAUUUUAGUCAUUUAGCAGACGCUCUUAUCCAGAGCGACUUACAGGAGCAAUUAGGGUUAAGUGCCUUGCUCAAGGGUACAUCAACAGAUUUUUCACCUAGUUGGCUCGGGUACUGGCACAACGCUACCUGCCGCCCAAAUGGCACCCUAUUCCUUAUGUAGUUCACUACUUUGGUCAAAAGUAGUGCACUAUAUACAGUAUGGAAUAGGGUGCCAUUUGGGGCACAGCCAAAGUGAAAUCAUAGUUCUUGCGAGGACAAACGAGCACUAGACCACAAAGUCCAUCUUUCAGCCACGUAGCUUAACAACCCCCCUGUCUAUUAACCAUCAAGACGAAGACUCUAUGAUUGCUUCAUCGAGAUGUUAUUAUGAUGAUAAGGAUCAUGUCUCAAAUUCCUUUUGAAUUGCAGACUGUCUUAAGUAAGACUCUGUGAUCACGAGUCCAUUUCCUUAUUAUCACCAGACUGUCCUGCCAUUCUGCCAUUCUCUCCGGGUUUAGCUGUAGAUUAUUACUCUUUUCAACUCGUGGCCAUUGAAGACGCCAUUGCCUCGGCUCUUAAAAGCAGUGAAGCUGUAGCUAAUGUGAUCUUAAUGCAGUGAGUAAGAGGGCAUUGAAAGGUUGAAACAGCUGUUAGUGCAGAGCUGUGUGCUUCAGAACUGAUAUUCAAACUCAUCUCCUUUUAUUCUCUCUUCCUCUGUAGGGUUUGUUUGGAGAGAAGGUAUGAUAUAACAUUUUAUUUUCUUGUCUUUUCAAAUCAUACACACAUUAUCUUCUUUCAAAACCAAACCCCAUUUAGAGUUGUGUGUUAGCUUUGUCUCACAGUGUCUAGAUUGAAAGCAAACAUUCACAACCACAUCAUGUCAUCACACUGGAACAUACAGAGGAAAGUAAAAGGAUAGUGCUUCAGUGUGCAUUUCCUUAUCAAAUUACAUUUGAAUAUGCCAUUGCAAGUAUGGAAUGGUAUAAAUCCACUCUCAUCGCACUAUGUUCUGUUUUUCCAUAGGGUUUGAAAGGUUUUGAGGGAUUUCCUGGGCAACCUGGGACGAGAGGCCUGCCGGUAAGUGACACUGAUUUCAUAUGCAUCGGUCCAUUGACCUCAGAGACUCAAUACCAUUGCAUCCAUUACACAGCACUUGAGGUUGCAAAAUUCCGGUUACUUUCUCAAAAUUCCCAAGUUUUCCAGAAAUCCUGGUUGGAAGAUUCCCCGAUUUCCUGCAUAUUACCACCUGAUUGUAGGAAUAUUCCAAGCAGGAUAUCUGGAAAACCUGGGAAUUUUGGGAAAGUUACUAGAAUUUUCCAACCCUAGUUCCACUCUUCUGUUGCAUUUGUUUCAGGGGGCACCUGGACUCCCAGGACUUACAGGUCCCUCAGUGAACAUGACCCUUACUCAACUCAAGGCAAGUCAUUUAUGAUCAGCGAGUAGGUCUGUGUCCCAAAUGGUACCCUAUUCCCUACCAAGUGCACUACUUUUGGGAUGAAGAUUUAAUAGGCCAUUAGAUGAACUGUUGGAAGGAAUAACUCCAUAAUGAUCAUAUUAUUCUCAUCACCAUUGUAGGACCUUAAGUACCUGUCAGAUAAGCCCAACUACCCUCUGAUCCAGACCCUGCUGGACUCUCUGCACCAGGACCUGAGGCUGCUGGUGGACCCCCCUGAUGGCAGCAAGGAGCACCCUGCCACCACCUGCAUGGAGCUGUGGCUCUGCCACCCCGACUACGCCAGCGGUCAGAAACCCUCUGUCUAUACCAGUACUGUAUAUCUAUAACCCAAAGCCCUUUGUGCUACAAUAAAGGCUCAUAAGAAUGGCCACAGCAUCCUAAUCUCAGGACUCCCAAGUUUUCAAUGCAAAUUAGAAGCUCCGUUAUCAAAUAGCCCAUAUUGUGAAGUAAAUAAAGACAAUGUUAUCUAUUGUAUGGCUAGUUCUCAGAGAAAGAUCUCUUAGCUCUUAACACUAGAUAUAUAUAAUGGCGUCAGAGGGGAUGGCUGCCGUUUUACGGGCUCCUAACCAAUUGUGCUAUUUAGUGUUUUUUUUCGCAUUGUUUGUAACUUAUUCUGUACUUAAUGUUGCUGCUACCGUCUCUUAUGACCGAAAACAGCUUCUGGAUAUCAGAACAGUGAAUACUCUCCUCCAACUGGACAAAGAUUUUUUCUUUAAUGAGUCUGACGCGAAGGAUAUACUGUUUCUCCCGGACCAGUAUAUCCUUUGUGUUAUAAGAAAUCCCGCUAUGCCCUCAGACUAACCAUCAAACAGGCAAAGCAACAAUACAGGACUAAGAUUGAAUCCUACUACACUGGCUCUGACGCUCGUCGGAUGUGGCAAGUGUCUUCACUGACAUUGUCAACCGCUCCCUGACCGAGUCUUUAAUACCUACAUGUUUCAAGCAGACCACCAUAGUCCCUGUGUCCAAGAAAGCGAAGGUAACCAACCUAAAUGACUACUGCCCCGUAGCACUCACGUCGGUAGCCAUUAAGUGCUUUGAAAGGCUGGUCAUGGCUCACAUCAACACCAUCAUCCCGGAAACCCUAGACCCACUCCAAUUCGCAUACCGCCCCAACAGAUCCACAGAUGACACAAUCUCAAUCGCACUCCACACUGCCCUUUCCCACCUGGACAAAAGGAACACCUAUGUGAGAAUGCUGUUCAUUGACCACAGCUCAGCAUUCAACACCAUAGUGCCCAAAAAGCUCAUCACUAAGCUAAGGACCCUGGGACUAAACACCUCCCUCUGCAACUGGAUCCUGGACUUCCUGACGGGCCACCCCCCAGGUGGGAAGGGUAAGCAACAACACAUCUGCCACGCUGAUCUUCAACAUGGGGGCCCCUCAGGGGUGCGUGCUCAGUCCCCUCCUGUACUCCCUGUUCACCCACCACUGUGUGGCCAAGCACGCAUCCAACACCAUCAUUAAGUUUGCUGACGACACAACAGGGGUAGGCCUGAUCACUGACAACGAUGAUACAGCCUAUAGGGAGGAGGUCAGAGACCUGGAAGUGUGGUCCCAGGACAACAACCUCUCCCUCAAUGUGAGCAAGACAAUGGAGCUGAUCGUGGACUACAGGAAAAGGAGGGCCGAACACUCCCCCAUUCAAAUCGACGGGGCUGUAGUGGAGCGGGUAGAGAGUUUCAAGUUCCUUGGUGUCCACAUCACCAACAAACGUAUCAUGGUCCAAACACACCAAGACAGUCGUGAAGAGGGCACGACAAUGCCUUUUCCCCUCAGGAGAAUGAAAAGAUUUGGCUUGGGUCCCCAGAUCCUCAAAAAGUUCUACAGCUGCACCAUCGAGAGCAUCCUGACCGGUUGCAUCACCGCCUGGUAUGGGAACUGCUCGGCAUCCGACCAUAAGGCGCUACAGAGGGUAGUGCGUACGGCCUAGUACAUCACUGGGGCCAAGCUUCCUGCCAUCCAGGAUCUAUGUACUAGGCGGUGUCAGAGGAAGGCCCAGAAAAUUGUCAAAGACUCCAGUCACCCAGGUCAUAGACUGUUCUCUCUGCUACCGCACGGCAAGCGGUACCGGAGUGCCAAGUCUAGGUCCAAAAGGCUCCUUAACAGCUUCUACCCCCAAGCCAUAAGACUGCUGAACAAUUAAUCAAAGCCACCCAGACUAUUUGCAUUGACACCCCCCCCCUUGUUUUUACACUGCUGUUACUCUCUGUUUAUUAUCUAUGCAUAGUCACUUUACCCCUACCUACUUUACCCCUACAAAUUACCUUGACUAACCUAUACCCCCACACAUUGACUCGGUACCGGUACCCCCUGUAUAUAGCCUCGUUAUUGUUAUUUUAUUGUGUUACUUUUUAUUUGAUUUUUUACUUUAGUUUAUUUAGUAAAUUUUUUCUUAACUCUAUUUUCUUAAAACUGCAUUGUUGGUUAAGGGCUUGUAUGUAAGCAUUUCACAGUAAGGUCUAAACGUGUUGUAUUCGGCGCAUGUGACAAAUAACAUUUGAAUUGAUUUUAUUUCAUUUAGAACCGCUGGGCCUUUCAGCCAAUAAGUACCCGCUAGAGAAUAUGUCCCUGCAAGUCGAAUCAUAUGAAAACUAGUGAAUAUACAGGAAUGUUUCAGGUCAGGAUGAGGGUACACUAACUCUGAGGUUAUGGUUGCUGUCUGUCUGUACAGGGAUGUAUUACAUUGACCCCAACCAGGGCAGCCCCAACGAUGCUCUCCUGGCCUACUGCAACUUCUCUGGCACAGCCGCACAGACCUGCCUUCACCCUCGAGACGCCCAGGUAGACAACAACAUCAUCAGUACCCCACACACCUCACCUCUCACCCUCACACCUCUCUAUCUAUCCCUCAGUGGGGAUGCUCCUGCAAUACCAAAUGCAGCAGGUGGCUACAGAAUAAUGAGAUGCUGUCUGGACUAGCGGAGAACAAAUCCAUUUAUAACAGGAAUCCAAUUGAUUUUUUUGCCUUUGAGCUAAAUGCUAAUAUCAAGGAUUGUGAACAGACACAUUUGUAAGUGAUUUGCCUCCAGAUAUCAGUGUUAACUUUUUAGAAUUCAUGACAUCAAGCAUUGUGUGUCUGACAAUUGAAACCUAAUGUCCACAAUCAAAUUCAUACUUAAUACCCAUACUCAUAAUACAUAAUCAUAACGGUUUCUACCUGUAGAUGACCAUGAAGGCGUGGCUAAAGGAUUCCGAGACAAAUAGCUCAUUCCAAUGGCUCAGCAAGCUGGAACAAGGAUUCCAGGUUGACUGUUUUCUCUUUCAUUCUAUCAUUCUCUAUAACUCUCUCAUUCUCCUCUUUGAUGCGCCCUCUUCCUCAGCCUGUCAUGCUCUCUCUCCAGUGUCAACUAUUCUCUGAACAUCCCAAUUCAUAGUUAGGUCAAUUCAAUUGAAAAUGCAUAAAUGGGCUGUUUUCCAUUUGUACUGGUGUGUCUUAGACUGUCAUAGCAGAGGUAUAAAGCAUAAUUGUUCACAAACAACCCCUCCGUCUCCCCUGUCCACUGGCAGUUCUAUUACCCAGGGGCCAAUGUGGUUCAGAUGCGUUUCCUGAGGUUGCAGAGUUGGAAAGCCGUGCAAAGGAUCAUCUACUCCUGCCACCCGGGACACAGGCUGGGCCACACAGACAGAGAGGUCAAGUUCCUGGCAGACACAAGGAGGCAGAGUUACUUGGGAGCACUUAAAGACUGCAUGGUACAUUGAUUUUGAUGCAAUAGACAAAAAUGUAAUUAAAUAUUUCACCCAUUGGUAAAAGUAACUGUAUCAUCAAAGAGAUACAAUAUCUAUAUAUCAAGCAUGAAAGACAUCUGUUUGCAGGAUUGCUGAUGCUUAUCCCAAGCCAACUGUGUUGAUGAUUCAAUCGUGUUACUGAUUCAUCUGUGUUACUGAUUCAACUGUAUUAGUGAUUCAAAUGUGUUACUGAUUCAACUGUUUCUGAUUCACUGUGUUAAUGCUUCGCUGUGUUUCUAUGUUUGUGUUGUGGCAGCCUGGAGAAGAGGUGGACUCGCUGGAGCCGCGGGAGUCUGUGUUUGAGUUUGAGGACCUCAACCUGCUUCCUGUGAGAGAUGUGGCUGUCUUCGGGGGUGGAAACGUCACACAUGAGUUUGGCUUCACCAUCGGGCCCGUCUGUUUCAGCUAG
Messenger RNA from Coregonus sp. 'balchen', 17428 nucleotides. The record is from the annotation of a GenBank genome assembly. Lineage: Eukaryota; Metazoa; Chordata; Actinopteri; Salmoniformes; Salmonidae.